Molecule: messenger RNA, 2435 nt
Organism: Cataglyphis hispanica
Lineage: Eukaryota; Metazoa; Arthropoda; Insecta; Hymenoptera; Formicidae
Product: proton-coupled folate transporter
Exons: 9
Coding region: 480-2018 (512 amino acids)
Biological process (GO): transmembrane transport
Cellular component (GO): membrane
Molecular function (GO): transmembrane transporter activity
Source: RefSeq, a predicted model, not a curated record
UAUAAGAUACCGCCGUGAACACUCGAAAAAACACGUGGUUGCCUGCGGAUGUACUUGUGCUGAUAAUAUUUCGGCGCAAAGUGCACGUGUCACGGUGCAAUAUCUGGCACAUGAUACGAUCUCGUACGUCACUGGCCGAAUUAUCUUGCGAUUGUGUAAUAUUGUCAAGACCCGAGAGCCCGAUUAUGUAAAUUCGUCUUCAAUAAGGCGACCCAACGGACAGAGAACACCAGUUGUAUAAGGGUGGACGUGCGCAGCUUGCCGGUUUUACAUCAGUAUGUUCACGCGCCAAAAUACAUAAAUAACACCCGUUUACUCAUCACAGAAAGGAAUAGCUCACGUAGCAAAUAUCAAAUGACAUUUUGCGAAACGUACAGUAUGAAAACGGACUUCGUCAGAAUAAUGGAUAUAUAAAAUAGUUGAAAAGAGUAAAAAAAAUACUCCUGUAUAGAAAAAAGAGAUCUCUAAUUUAGAGAAGAAUGGCGAAACCGAUAAUGGCUAAUAGCGAUACUAAAACAGAUGAAGCGAUACCACGGAUGGAAUCUAUUCACAGGAACAGAGAAUGCAGAAAAUUCUUUGGAUGGAUAAAAUAUACAUCAGUAGAGCCGACAAUGUGGCUCUACAUGAUGGCAUUCAUGUUUACAUCAAUCGUUGAGCAAGACUUCUUUAGACAUAAAGCAUGCCGUGUGGAUCACGGAUAUUCGGAAGAAAUCUGCUCAAAGUUAAACGAUGACAAUAAUAAGGCAAUAAAGACCGAAGUGCAGAUAACUGUCUCGGAAUUUCAUCAAUGGAACGACAUUGCCGGGCACGUGAUGCCUAUUAUCUUGGCGAUGUUCUACGGGAACUGGAGCGAUCGGCGAGGACGCAAAUUGCCGCUCGUCCUCGGCUUGAUCGGCAAAUUUAUCUAUUCCUUCAUGGUCGUAAUCAAUUCUAUGAUGGAUACUUGGAAGCUGAAUAUGGUGGUGUACACGGCCACCCUACCUAUGAGUUUGCUGGGCGGUGACGUUGCAAUCUUCGGCAGCUGCUUCGCAUAUAUAUCGGACGUAUCCUCCGUGCAACAGAGAACCCUGAGGAUCACGAUUCUGGAUGUCAUUUAUCUUAGCACGAUGCCAUCGGGAGUCGCGCUUGGAUCUUAUGUGUUCAGUCACUUGGUCAACUCGCCCUAUACGAUUAUGUUCACCGUAAAUGCCACAUUGCUUGCGUUAGCGAUUAUAUACUCGCUGGUGUGGCUUAAAUGGCAAACGUCACCACGACAGCAACCCUUGUCCGGUACCAAUCUGCUGGUGGACUUUUUCGAUACGAGACACGUCGCUACGACGAUGCGAACGUUGUUGAAGUCAAGGCUCAACCACGGCAAACUCCAUCUGUGGUUUCUUCUGCUCGCAAUGUGCCUCUAUACGUUCCAGAGAGACGAAAAGCCCAAGAGUCAGAUGUAUACUUCAUUAAUCUUCAAAUGGGACGUGACAGACUUCAGUAACUUCAAAACAUUCCAAUCGACUCUCUUCGUGUUAGCAAUGCUCAUCGGGGUGCCUAUAAUGAGUAAAUUGAUAGGAAUGAGGGAUACAUUCAUCGUAGCAAUUGGAGCAAUAGCGCAUGCAGCCGGAAGAAUAGUAUUUGUAUUAGCGAACAGACCGGAACUAUUUUACGUAGGCGCUGCUGUUGCUGCGUUAGGUCCCGUGGUAGCACCUGUACUUAGAUCGAUGACUUCCAAACUUGUAUCCACAGAAGAGCGAGGAAAAGUAUUCGCGAUGCUCUCCGUCUGCGAUAAUGCGGUCCCGCUCUUUAGCGGCACUUUGUAUUCUCAAUUAUACAACGCCACGAUAAAGACUGCACCGAGCUCCUUUUAUUGGUUGACGUUUGCUACGCAAAUUACCGUGCUUCUACUUAUCUUGCUCAUACAAUUUACAUCUUGGUCUAAACACGCGACCGAACAGCAGGAUUACAUCGACGACGAAGUUGUGGCUCCAUCGCUACCAAACACUUUAGAAACUAACUCUUCUAGUAAUGUUACCGCGUGACGAUAACCUAAUCUCAAUCUGCUCAAAGAAAACGUAGAAUAAAAUAUUUGAAACUGCCAUAUAUAAGUAACGUGUCAAAGAUCAUAAUUUGUUAGCACGACGUUUCAUCUGAUCAUCUUGAGAAAUAUGUACAAGAUGCAUUUACAAGACUCAGGGUUCAUUUUUUUUUUUAAUAUGCUCAAAUACGUUUAUCUCUACAUAUUGUUAUAUUUUAGAGAAAAUAAUAUCAAAUUUCAGAUCUUGUAAUAAAAGACGUAUUUUUAGAAUUACUCAAUUACAUAUCUAUUCGUAUGUAGUAAAAUAUUAGUAUAAGUAGAAUAUUUUAAACGCAUAAAAAAUUAAUAUUUUAAUAAAAUAUAAACUAUAUGCAUAAAUAUAGAAAAUAAUAUGCAAAAUGAAAAUAUCUAUAUAUUUUUA